CUCACUCAUCAUCCGAUUCCCUAAACCCUAACCAUCUCUCUUCCUCUCGCUCUCCGUUCAACAACUCCUCCAAGAAUGGCUGAUCUCUCCAAGGUCUCUUGCUUCCUCCUCAUCGCCUGCCUCGUGGCGGCUUCGUCACCGGCGGCUCGCGCGGCCAUCACGUGCUCCCAGAUCUCCUCCAGCAUGGGCCCCUGCAUCGGCUACCUGAGGGGCUCUGGCCCCCUGUCCAGCGCCUGCUGCUCCGGCGUGAAGUCCCUCAACACCGCGGCCCGGACCACCGCGGACCGCCAGGCCGCGUGCCGGUGCCUGCAGUCGGCUGCCGGCAGCAUCCAGGGGAUCGACUUCAACCUCGCCGCCGGCCUCCCCGGAAAGUGCGGCGUCAGCGUGCCUUACAAGAUCAGCCCCACCACCGACUGCAAAUCCGUGAAGUGAGGUCCACGAGCUCGGACGUCGCUGAUGAUAGCGUGGUAACGUUGAAGAUGAUGAUAAUAAGAAGGGACGUGGACUAGUCGAUGUAUGCAUGCAUGCUUUGUUGUUGUGUGAUGGCCGGUCUCGUGUUGGUUUUCUGUCUACGUCCUUGUCGUUACAUUAUGUGCUUCGGCCAGUGAAAUUAUCUCUACUUGGUGUUUUUUUCUC
This is a messenger RNA of Eucalyptus grandis, 636 nucleotides long. Its product is annotated as non-specific lipid-transfer protein 1. Gene Ontology annotation, cellular component: membrane. Lineage: Eukaryota; Viridiplantae; Streptophyta; Magnoliopsida; Myrtales; Myrtaceae. Bases 76 to 432 code for a protein of 118 amino acids. The transcript is spliced from 2 exons. The record is from RefSeq and is a predicted model, not a curated record. Gene Ontology annotation, molecular function: lipid binding. Gene Ontology annotation, biological process: lipid transport.